Molecule: messenger RNA, 1764 nt
Organism: Zingiber officinale
Lineage: Eukaryota; Viridiplantae; Streptophyta; Magnoliopsida; Zingiberales; Zingiberaceae
Product: NADH dehydrogenase (ubiquinone) complex I, assembly factor 6-like
Exons: 2
Coding region: 655-1566 (303 amino acids)
Biological process (GO): biosynthetic process; mitochondrial respiratory chain complex I assembly
Cellular component (GO): mitochondrion
Source: RefSeq, a predicted model, not a curated record
CCCAAAGAUGAACCGGGCCGAACCGGAGAGAUCAAAGAUGUUGCUCAAUUGUGCCCUUUUUUUCUCACGAUCUCUCUACCUCGCCGCUGCUCGCGACUGUUCGGCGAUCUCAUUCCUCCGAUCGCAUCGAGCGACCUGCGUUGCUCACCGUCCUCUCUCCCUCAGGUCACUCCCCUCCCCUUCGUCUUCGCAUGCCAAUCCUCCCCCUUGAUCUCAUUGCGGGUGUGCCCACGAACCUCACAAACCAAGUGAACGCGUCUUCCUGAAUCGGUCCCGAAACCGACCGCCGAACUCCUCUCCCUUUCCCCUUCCUCGCGUGAUUUCGUUCCUCCGAUCUUGCAGGCCCUCCUCUCCGACGACGCAGUUCAUCUUAUUCGACCGUCGCAGCAGGAUUGUGCUUUCAUGUUCCAAAUCGGAUCCAAACCUAAAUCCUAUCAGUGACCGUGCUCUUCUCGGUUGGUGUUUUCCCCUCCGAUCGAGGACGGAGGUGCUCCCGAGUCGCUGCCGCUUGCGACGGUUCUCUUUUUUCCACUCGGUUAUUCCUUCUGCUCUUUUGCUCCCCUCGCAGUCGCCCUCCGCCGGAACUGACGUAGCCGCUGCCUAUACCUGACCGCAGGAGUUGCAGACUAAGGGAACAUUAGCUGCAAGGAACUGAUGAGUAAUCCGUCUGCUUAUAGCAAGAACAUUCGUGGAGCCUUCUCUUAUUGCGUGCAGCAAGUUCGUAGUUAUGAUUACCAUCACUACCUUUGCCUUCUCCAGCUUCUUCCAGAUAUGCGUAAGGCUGCAUUUGUUCUCCGUGCUUUCAAUGUUGAAACUGCACGGGCCAUGGAUGUUGCAUCUGAUCCCAAUACUGGGCUCAUGCGCCUUCUAUGGUGGCAAGAUACAAUUGACAAAUUGUUUGCGAAGAAAAAGGUUGAACACCCAGUUGCGCAAGCCCUCUCCUCGGUGAUUUCAGAUUAUAAGAUCAGCAAGCACUGGCUGAAGCGCUCUGUUGAUGCCAGAAUAAAGGAUGCAAGUCGGGAAGGAGUGAUUCCUGAAACUAUUGCAGAUUUGGAGCAGUAUGCAGAAGACACUGCGUCAACAAUGCUCUACAUGACUCUUCAAGCUGGUGGCAUUCGCUCAACAAACGUUGAUCAUGCAGCUUCCCACAUUGGCAAAGCCAGCGGGCUUCUUCUCCUGCUCAAGUCCUUGCCUUACCAUGGGAGUCGCCAAGGAAGGAUAGAAUACAUUCCUGCCGACGUUGCUAGUAGGCACGGUUUACUAACAACAAGCAAUGGAGGACCGGAGAUCAAGAUAGAGUCAAGUGAGGCACUUCCAGAUGCUGUGUUUGAGGUGGCCUCUGUGGCUAGUCUUCAUCUGCAAAAAGCUCGGGAGUUGGCUCCCACAAUUCCUCCUGAGGCUCUUCCUGUGCUCCUGCCAGCCGUGCCUGCACAAGUGCUUUUGGAUACUUUACGACGAAGGAACUUCAACGUCUUCGAUUCCAGGAUUUCACGGGGUAUCCAUGGCAUCUCUCCGCUAUGGUAUCUAUUGAAGCUAAAAUGGCAUGCCUGGAGAAAAACAUAUUAACUUGAUCUUCUGGCAGGUCAAAUUGUUGUUUGAAGUUCUUUUUUUUUUUCAGAGUUUAUAAUCUUUUUUGUCCCAAUAAAUUCAUGAUCCUUUGUUUCAAGGCUUCAAAAACAAUAGAAUUAGUUUUGCAGAAUUUUUUUCUGGAAAUGUUAUUAUGAUCCAGUGUCUAAGUAAAACAGGCAGAAAAAUACAAAUCGU